AUUAGCGGUAUCACUGAUCUUCUGCCUACACCGAUUCUUCAGCGUGAGAUUUGAUAAUUUGUUAAUUUUUUUUUGUAGGGGUUGAAAUAAGUGAAGUAUAAACAUAGCGUAUAUAGCUUGCGACACUGCUAAUUUUGUAAAAAGACUCUACUUUUUCUAUUAUGUCAUUUCAUUCAACAUCUGAUUAUCAUUUUGUGUGUUUUAAAGUUGCAAUUGGGCCGCUAACGACGCAGCGACUAAGACUACACACUACCGCUACAACCGACUAAAACAACGAACCGUAUAUCUUACAACUGAAUACUACAAUCGCAACAAAAGAACGUGAUGAACACUUAACUCAGAAUGCCGAAUUUUGGCUUUGAAAAACACAGAAGGACUACAAAUUACUACAACUGAAAAAAGUCCACACAACAUUUUAGAAUUAGCAUUAAAAGUUAAAAUUAAAAGUCAAGGCAGUAUUAACCCUCUUAGGACCGAGCCUUUUUGGGUGUAUGUGCCAAAAAGACUGAGCAAUUUUUUACGAGCUCAGCACUCGCAUUGCAAAAAAAUUCACAAAAAAUAAACUAUUUACUUAAUAUAUGUUACAUAUUAUGUAAAACUAUAUAUAUUCUUGUAGGAAAUUAAAUGAACUAAUACAAUCUUUAUGAAUCAAACUGAAAUAUCAACAUUUAUGCAAAUGAGCUACCCUGAUUUGCAUAAUUUAUGCGUGUAAUUUUUUGUUACACCUAGAAUAAACUUGAUUUGCUUGUAUCAAUUGUGUGAAUUUUUUGAUGGAUGAACCCUAAAUAAGUCCUAAAACUUAUGUUUUGGGGAAACAAGGCUGGAUGUUACUGAGAAAGUUGUCUGCAUAUCUAUUGGUCUCUCUCAUAAACAUUUGAAUGAUAUUUAGUGUAAAAAAUAUCAUAAAGUACUCAAAUGGUGUGCUUAUGCGUUAUUUAUGGGACCUAUGUUGUCUAAAAAUUCAGAGGGGUAUUCCCUGUCCAGUUGAGUACCCCUAAUACUAGUAAUACUAAACCAAGAGUUCACAACAUUAGCAUUACCCUCAAUUUGAAAGUCUUCAUUAAUUUCCUGGUUGUUUUCAUCAGUUUCAGUGUCAAAUUCACUGCUAGAACACCAAAAAUACUAAGCACAGUUUGAUCAGCGUCACUGUCAGACAUGUUCAAAUUUCACGAUAUAACUACACACACACACAAAAAUUCCUGCACACAAAUAAAUUGAGUUCACCAUCAACGAACGCUGACAUUACAAUGCAGGAAUACGUAAGAAUAAUUUUGAUUCGCUGGUACAACGCCAAGCCAGCCAAUUGUGAGGCUCGAUUUAUUGGGCCGGCGGCUCGGACUUACGUCUUUCUCGCUAGUCAACCUGGGCCGAUAGAUUGGCCCUUACGUCCCAAGAGGGUUAAUAGAUUUUAGCUUAGAAUGAAAUGAAUCUUUUUAAUUUUGCCUUCAAAUUUUUCCCUGCAUAUUUCAUACAAUAUAUUCAUUUAAUUACCAUAUAUAUUCUUUUUAAAGCCCAAUUAAAAAAAAAGUAUUUCAAGGGCAUAAAAUGGGCAGGCAUGGAUCUUAUGAAAUGUUAAUCGUUUUCUCUAGACUCUAGGUAAAUUUAUUCAAUUGUAUAAAAAAAACAAUGUUGAAAAAACGAAUUAACCUUAUAGUAUGCAUUAGCAUUCGUUACAUUUUUAUGAGGCCUAAAGCACAGGCAAGUCAAAAGUCGCUAGGCUAAAGAGGCCUCUGUCUUGAAUCUACACUCAAACUACUCAUGAACUCUAUUUCUCAGCCACUAUUUACUAUUUGGUAAAGUUCUUUUGUUCAUCCAUUUCUUUAUUUAAGUUCAGUUAGAGCUGACCCAAUUAUCAAGUUCUAUUGUUUUUUUGUACUCAUCAAAAUUCUGUAUCUGACAGAAAUAUCAACCACUGAACAGGAGUAACACAAACUCGCUGUAUCUUAGUUGGUGCCACGCCUACGACUACAGAAUUAAUUCCUUUAAUUAUCUAGAAGUAAAAGAUCAAGAUGUGGUUUGAUGAAAUGGGAGAGAUCUUUGAAAUGUUCAAAGGGAGCUUCCCCUUAUCAUUCCUGUUUUUUGUACCAAUCUUAAUAAUAAUAUCACCUGUGAGCCCAGUAAAUGCAGCCCAAGAGUUUGGUGUUUACAGGAUGCAACAUUAUGAUCUUCAAGGAACAAGCUAUGGUAAAAUAUUUUAGUGUUGACAACAAAAGUUAUGUAUUGAUCAAUAGGCAUUUAGAUUAACCUAAUCUUGUAUUUUAUGAUAAUCAGUGGAUUGGAGUAAAGUAAAUGAUUAUUGAAGAUACUAAAGAAUCCUUAGACUGAUGAUUAAUUACUAUGGGUGAAUCCAUUCUUCUUCUUUUUUUAAUGUAAAUGUCAGCAACUGUUUUUGUUUUAUCUACCUCAUGAAAGUUGAAAGUAAAAACUAUUGAAGCUUGCAGUUUGUCAAAAAAGUUGACAAAUUGAAUGAAUAAAUAAACAUUCUUAAAAUGUGUUAUAACUAGUUGACAACUUAAGUGAAUAUUGGUUCUACUGAAACAUUUGUAGUUUUACGGGAAAAAUUAAUCACUGCAUAAGCAUUGCUAUUUCUCACUUUUGUAGGUAGUAAAAAUUCAAUCAUUAAUAUGGAAGCAAGGUCUGUUAAUUCUAAAAUGCUGACACGUCGCUGUGCUGUAGCAAAGUUACAGGAUGUUACUAUGCCAAAGUAUAGAGACUUGAUGACUCAAAAUGCAGCCUCACUUUUGAUAAUUCUUCCUAAGAAUUUGAACAAUUUAUCAUUGGAUGAGAAACAGGUUUGUCUUUAGCAAAUUGAUCAUUGUGUAAUUGAUUGGGAAAAUUUUUGUAAAUAAUUAUUGUUAUUUGGAUGGUAUAUUAAUGAUUUAAUGACUGAAUAUUCAAUAAAAUAAAGCUCCUAAUUACUUUAAUAUACAAAAUGCUAGAAUCGCUUGAUAAGAUUAAGACUGUAAAAAUCUCUAUCAUUCUAAAAUUAUGUUGUUAUUGUUUAAGAUUAACAAUUUUAUUGCCAUUCUUCUCCCACACUGACUUCAGGUAAAAAUGUCAUCCAAAUUAAAUUCAGGACUUUUAUUCCAUUAAUACUAAUCGACAUGGCAAAAAAUUUUAUAACUACAGUUAGGGUCUUAAAAAAUAUCAGUUACUUGCAUUAAGAUAUGUUGGAGCUCCUAGCAGAAAAUUAUAUAUUAUAUAUUUAAAGAAAAGUGUUUGAAAUCUUUGAGGGAUCAUGCCUUUCAUCUCCAUGUCAAUGGGUAGCUUCUGCAGAGUCUUGAGCAAGAGUUGUUACAAGAACCAUCAUCAGUUCCAGUUUACUUUACUACAGAGUCAGAGUAUCUGGAUGAUAUCUAUUUAGAUGUUCAAGAAGGAAACUCAGGGGACAAUGCCCCCACUGCCUGGGAAGGUCAGUAAUACUGAUAUUCCUUGUUCACUCUUAUUUAAAGCUGGAGAGAAUAUUUUCUGCCCUUGUUAUGUGAAUAUUUUCAUUUAAUUAAAAUUUCAAUAAUUUUAGUAACAGUAUUUACUGGUUGCUUUUCAAAGAAAAACAUUUUAUUUCGGAUAAAAUACUAGCAUUAUUACUAUUGGCCUAGUUGUACAAGUAUUUGGUAAUGUUAACUUAUGUUACAAUUUCCUAUGUAAAAACAAACCAUUUUAAUUUGGUUAAAAUCCUAGCAUUAUUACAAUGGGUGCAGUUGUCCACAUACUUAGUAAUGUUAACUUUUGUUACAAUUUGCUAUGUGUAGAAAGCCAAGAAAGUAUUAGCACUUGAUUGAUUCAAUGAGACUUGCACCUUUUUCAGCCUUACUGAGCUCAGCUUCAGCAAAUGGGUUCCAGCUUGUUAUAUCUGGCAGUCCAGCUGAAGCCUUGCCAGACUUUGAAAUUGCCAAUAUUCAGGUAUUUGAUCAAAUUACAAUGUAUGAAUAACAGCUUCUAUAGAAAACUUUUAAUCAUGGUUAAGUUUUGAUAGAUUGCGGAUAUUUUAAGUUGACACCAUUUAGAAGCUCAUUAGACUAUCGUAAUAUUUAAUUAAAUGCAUAAAAGAAUUGGUGGUGUUGUGAAGAUGAUCAUAAUGUAGUUUACUUUGUUAAUGUUUAAUUUAUUGUGUAUAUUAAUUGAUAUUGCUGGUCAGCUGAUAAGGCUAUAAUUUACUUGGCUAGUGUUUAAUUUUAUUCAAUUUUUCAGGGCAGAUUAUCUGGAUAUGGCAUAGAGGAACAGCUUCCAACUAUAGUUAUAACUGCACAUUAUGAUGCAAUGGGAAUCGCUCCGGUAAAUAUUUUAUGUUCUGUAGACCAUUAAUUAAUUCUGUGAACAGUCAUAAUUUAUCUAUAAGUAAAUUAUUGCUUUGUUUUCUUGAAAGCAAUGUUUUGGCUCAUCAUUAUGAUUCAUUUGUGCAUAUUGUGUGUAAGAUACAUUGGUGCAUAUGGUGUGUAUGAUACAUUUGUGCAUAUUGUGUGUAUGAUACAUUAUGUGCAUUGUGUCAAAUACAUAUGUGUACAAUGUGUGUUUCAGGCAUUGUCUUAUGGAGUAGACUCUAAUGGAUCAGGAGUUAUCCUCUUAUUAGAACUUGCAAGACUAUUCUCCAAGCUUUUCACUAACUCAAGAACCCAUGCCAAGUAUCCUUUUCACAGACACAAGUAGCAUUACUUCGUCUGUUGCAGUGGUUACAAAACAAAUUGAUUCAUAAGCUUGUGUUUAAUUUUUCUGGAUCAGUAGUUCAAUAUUGUCAGUUGAGCCACCAAUUAUCAGCUCAAAUAAAAAAAAAAGAGAACAAUUUAGGUCUCUUAACAUUUUUUAGAUACAAUUUAGUCUUCCUGCUAUCUGGAGGUGGCAAAUUCAACUAUCAAGGAUCUAAAAAAUGGAUUGAAGAUAACUUUGAAGCAGCAGGUAAAAAUCUCCAUUGCUAAACAUAGAGAGAAAGUUAGAAAUCAUUUUUAAAUUACAAAAUUAAAGACUUAUUCAAACACUAAACAUAAUGGGAAAUUUAAUGCACUAAACAAUGCGAAAUGUAAUGCACUAGGCAAAGAUAGUUUUAAUACAUAUUUUUAUUAUUUGAUCUGUUUAGUCAGUCAUUGUAAGGCCUUAACACUGUUUAAUGAUGAGGUUAGUCACUGUAAGGCUUUUACACUGUCUAAUAUUGUGGCUUUUUAUAAUGAUGUGGUUAGUCAUUGUAAGGCUUUGUCACUGCAGACCUGUUUACACUUAUGAUUUUGGCGCACAAUGUACAAUUUUGAGAUGUCUUUUACGAUUGUUCGCCGAGACCCGUCAGAACUACGAUUUUUAAGUGACUGGAAUAAAAAAUAUAUACUCCAGUUGUUUUUUCAGAUUAAAAAAAUAAAAUUUAUUAAAAAGUACAUAUUCGGUUUUUAGUUUUAACUUACAUUUGCUUUCUACAUCCAGCAGUCAUUGCGAUCUGAGGGGGCCUUUGAAAUCUAUUUUAGAUCACUCUAAACAGCUGUAAGAUUUUUAAUACCCUCUCUUCCUUUUACCCAUUUACAACUUGUAGCUAUCAGACUGUAAUAUGUUAGCGGUAAAUAGGAAUGAGGGAUUUUGAUUCUUAUUUAUUUUUUUAAAAAACAACAUAUUUUCUUAAAAAAUAAAUCUCAAGUUACCUGGUAGUAUUUUUUUAAAAUGACGCCAUAAUUUUUAAAUUAAUUUUUAUCUUCAUAAAUUUUAUUUCUGCUGAUCUGACUUCAGCUUGAACCACGUUAAAUUUAACCAGUAUCUUUAUUUUUACCAGUGGCAGACUGUGAUAAUGUCAUCUGCACGUUCACCUAUUUAUUAAUUAAUAUCUAGAGCCGAUACACAUCUGCAAAACAUAGUCACAGCAGAUUGCAAUAUAAACAUCUGUCAUCUACUUUUAGAAGUUGCCUUUUUUGACGCCAGUUUAACUCGAUUCCACUAGACACGCGAUGCGAGUAGUUCAUUAUAUAUACAAAGUAUGUUUAUUUAUUUGCUAUUCAGGUACUAUAGUGUACGAUUUUGAGAUAAUAUUGUACGAUUUUUGGAGCUUGAGGUGUAAACAGGUCUGACACUGUCUAAUGAUGUGGCUAGUCAUUGUAAGGCUUUGACACUGUCUAAUGAUGAGGUUAAUCACUGUAAGCCUUUGACACUGUCUAAUGAUGUGGCUAGUCAAAGUAAGGCUUUGACACUGUCUAAUGAUGAGGUUAGUCAUUGAAAGGCUUUGACACUGUUUAUUGAUGAGGUUAGUCAUUGUAAGGCUUUGACACUGUUUAUUGAUGAGGUUAGUCAUUGUAAGGCUUUGACACUGUUUGAAGAUGCUGUUAUUUAUUUUAAGGUUUUGGUACUAUUUAAUAAUGUGGUUAGUUAUUGUUAGGCUUUGACUCUGUCUAAUGAUGUGGUAUGAAAUAUUUUUUCAGAAGGUAACAUUUUAUCUGAUGUUGCUUUUGUUCUAUGUCUUGACACCGUUGGAGCAACCAAUAAUUUGAACCUUCAUGUAUCGAAACCACCAAAGGAGGACAGUCCUGGAGGACAACUCUAUCAAGUACAAUUUGUUAUUUAUUGUGUUUGAAUCACUGGUUUUAGCAUCUAUAAACUUUAUUAUAUUUAAAGGUAAAGCUUAGGAAAACUGAAUAGAUCACAUUUUAAAAAGAUGCUGACUAUUGGAGGAGGGGAUUAAACAAUAAGUAACCUAAAGUUUUUCUUUAUUCUUAAACAAGUCAAGGUUUAAUCAUGAUAUCUGAAUAGAGUGAAAUAUGUUUGUAGCACAUUGAAGAUGUUGCCAAAGAACAUUUCCCUGAAGUUAAAGUCGGCAUGGUCCAUAAGAAGAUCAACUUAGCGGAUGAGAUGCUGGCAUGGGAGCAUGAGCGCUUUAGUAUUAAACGUAUGCUGGCCUUCACCCUUAGUCACCUUGACACGCACAAGAGCCCAGAUAGAACCACUAUUCUUGAUACAAGGUAUUUAUUUUACUAUCAUAAAAUAUGGGCAAAAAGCAAAUUAUGUGCAGUCUUGCAGCAUUUAUACCCAAGAACUGUCGGAUGAUGUCAUUCUUGAUUUCUUUACUUGUUGUCAUGGGCAAUUAUAAGAACAUGCAAUCAACUGCAUUUUGUUUCAAACUUGUAGUAUCAACAUCCCAAAGCAAGGGUGGAGGAAAUUAGAGAACAAAAACAAGCAGGGGUGGACCUGGACACCAGGGAAAUUCCAGAGGGGCUUCCAUGGUCUAAUAUAGUUGGGCUGGCCGGGGCACUUGUACAUUAAAAUAAAACUAACGUAUUAAAUUUCUUCUAAAAGAUUUUUGUUCUGUGCCAUUUGGAUACUCCAGUCCACCACCGUCUCAAAGGCUUACACCUUGAUUCCAUUAUUUAGUCUACAUUCAAGAUUUAAAUUCAAUUAAAAAUGUUACUUUGUAAACGGAGAAACUUGAAACCAAAAGCUUUUGUGUAGAAAUUGUAAUUAUUUUUUAAUUGUCACUCUUUCAUAUUGAUUCUUAUGUAGCUUUAAGUUGACUUAAAAGUGAAUCUGUCAAAAGUUACACUCUUUUGAAUUACAUGAAUUCUUCAAUUUUCAAUCUUAAAAUUUCUGUUCUUAUGACUUACUACAAUAAUGUAACGAAUAGACAUCAAAGUGAAAUUUCUAUUUUUAGAGAAAAAGUCAGUGCUGCUGUGAUCUCAAGAAAUGCCCAGCAUAUUGCUGAAGCUCUAGCGCGUCAGAUUUACAAUUUAACUAGUCAGGGCAGUUUCCAGAUGUUUACAGAUACACUGGUAAGCACAAUGUCAUUAUCGUUAGCUCUCUGUGUUGAUAGCAUUAUUUAAAAUUUUUUUUUUUUAAAGGCUAUAUUUAAAGACCAAAAAUACAUCCCAUCUUCUUAACCCUCUUGAAGCAAAUGGGCCGAUCUACCGGUCCAAGGGUUGAAUGGUGAAGAAAACGACAGGGCCAAUCUAUCGACCCAUUUAAUACAAGACUGGAGAUCGGCUGCCUGAUCUUUGUGCAAGCCAAUCAGAUUGGUUCUCACAUAUGUUGCUUAUCUCUCCAUUUUAAUGGCCACUUUCAUUGAUAGCUUACAGUUUACUGUUAUUUUAUAUAACUUUUUUGUGUACCAAGUAACCACUAUAAAGGUUAAAUAAAUGACCUAGAAACAUGCCACAAGGCAUAAUAAGCACCCCCAGUGGAAUACUUUAUGCAGUUUUACAUACUGAUUAAUUGAAUUCAUUCAAAUGUUUGUAAGGACUUAUUUAGGCUUCAACUAUCAGAAAAUUCAACACAAUUCAUUUAGAAAUAUAUUUUCAUUUUAAGUGUAAAAAAAAAAAAUGCAUGCAUCUAUUAUGUCCAUAAGGAUAUCUCAUUUGCAUAAAUGUUGAGAUUUCAGUUUGAUUCAUAAAGAUUGUAUCAUGUCAUUCAAUUUUCUACAAUUACAAGAAUUUAGUUUUUUUUAAUUGUGAAGUAGUUACUUUAUUUUGUAUAAUUAAUUUUGCAAAGUAAAUGGUGGGCUUGUGAAAAGGGCCCCGUUUUCUUGGCACCAAAAAUAAAAAAACGCUCUGUUUGAAAAGCGUUAACAAUAUUCUUGUUGAAUGUUUGAUCAAGAUGAACUAUAUCUAAUUACAAAAACUUUCUAUUCUCAAGACAGUGCAUGAGAUUUAAAAAUGAAAGAAAGCAACCAGUCAGAAUAUAAGUUAACAUUAAAGCAAGAUAAAUUGUCUUAUCUAAGAAACAUAAAACGGUUCUAUUUGUUUAGAAUUUUAAUAUCCCAGUUUUGUUAAUUUCAACUCUGAAUCUUUCAGUCAGUGGAAGAGUCAGUUGUGACAGCUUGGUUAGAUUACUUUGCCAGUGAGCCUAAAGCAGCCCAGCUCCUCAAGGCUGACUCAGAGCUAAUCAUGACGUUAGAACAGAUGAUGGCUCGCUACCUCAAAGAUGUUCGUAAAACGUCUAUCAAGGCAGAUAAAAGGUAAGGUUUCAAUUAUCAAUUUGUAAUGCUGCAAUGGGAAGUCAUUCUUGAUUUAGUCACUUGAAUAAUGUCUUGUUCUUUACUUACCACAUUUACUCAUUCAAAAGAUGACUUUAGGGGGAAAUAUUUCAAAGGAAUAAGUGGGGUAGUCAGCUUAUGAAAGGGUCAAAAGAGAUUUGAGUAAAUUUCUCCAGGUACAUUAAAUAAGGAAAUUGGUAUUGGAGAUUGCCGAGGUCCUAGUCCACCAUACUUUAAAUAUUAAUAACUAUCUGCACUUGGUCAUGUUUUAAAUAUUUUGAUUUCAAUAACAAUUUUUAUUGCACAUACUGACAUCAUUUUUUACAGCAUAACAAAAACAAAGAUGCUGGAAGUAGAUGGCGUCAUAUUUAUCACCGGCAUAAUCUCUUCCUAAAUAUUCUUUGGUAUUGUUUUGCUUACACUGUCAUCAUAUUAUUUUAUGAGUUGGCUUAUGAGUGGGUAAUACGCUCUCUAGGCUUUUUCCCCAUCCAAGGCUUAGGGUGUCAGCUUAUGAAGGAAUGGGCUUUAGAACAAGUAUCUGUGGCAUGUUGCAUAGGAUUAGUCCUAAAUGUUUCUCUUUAUGGAUUUAAUCAUGUUCUGUUUUUGUUCAUAAAAACAUUGGGUGACUGUUUGUUUCAGAGACCCAGAAUUUGUCUUCUACACUGGAGCUGACUAUGUGAUGAAUGCUUACAAGUAAGUUUAAUUUUAAUAUCUUGUUUUCAAUUUUCUUAAAACAUUAGAUUCCACCUAAUGUGACCACUGGUCAGUGGGGGGCCAUUAUUACAUUGAUUCUUUGAAAUCAUUUGCAUGUAUACAAUUAACAAAUUAUAAGAUUGUUGGACUGCAAUAAAGAUUUAAAGAAAGUAGAUUAAUUAGACACAAACAAUAUAUCUUCAGCUUUAAUUAUCAUCAUGCAGAAUACGAAGGUAAACGUUUCGGCAAAUACUUUUAUCAGUUUUAAAAAAAAAUGUUGAUGGUAUAAAUUAAAUUGACAAAUGUAGCUAUACAUGUAGACUACCUAAAAAUGAAUGAAAAGAAUAAGAGUGGGCGCAAGUCCCUGACAAAAAACAGUGAGUGGAAGUAAAAUUUAUGAUGUUACUUCAUCAAGUUUUUUAAGUCUCAACAUUUAACCCAGAGACCAGUAUAGAACAGACAAAAUACAUUCCAUUAGAGGCAACAUAAUUCAUGAGCUUAUAGAAAAACGAAUCUCUGAUCUUUGCUGUUUGUUUCUGUGUUCAUUGAUACCAUUAUGCUUUCUCUCCCCUUUCCUACGAAAGUGUGAAGCCGGCUGUAUUUGAUCUCUUCCUUGCCCUUUGUAUUGCUGGUUACCUGGCUUUGGCUUACCUGUGUGCCCAGGUGAGUUUAUAUCUCUACUUUAUCAUUUAUCAGGACAUUCAUUACCUUAUAAGUUCAUUAUUUCAUAUAAUAUUGUGUGCAUUAUGUAAUAAUUUUGAAAAUUUUAACAUGGCACCUGAUUAAAUUCUGUUAUUGAAGGGAAAGUCAUAGAGCUGUGACUCGGGCCUAGACACAAAAUCAUCGGUGAACUUGGCCUAGACAUAAAGCAUAAAGUCAUAGAUCAGUGAACUGGAUCUAGACAUAAAGUCAUAGAUCAGUGAACUUGGCCUAGACAUAAAGUCAUAGAUCAGUGAACUUGGCCUAGACAUAAAGUCAUAGAUCAGUGAACUUGGCCUAGACAUAAAGUCAUAGAUCAGUGAACUGGAUCUAGACAUAAAGUCAUAGAUCAGUGAACUUGGCCUAGACAUAAAGCAUAAGGUCAUAGAUCAGUGAACUUGGCCUAGACAUAAAGCAUAAAGUCAUAGAUCAGUGAACUUGGCCUAGACAUAAAGCAUAAAGUCAUAGAUCAGUGAACUUGGCCUAGACAUAAAGCAUAAAGUCAUAGAUCAAUGAACUUGGCCUAGACAUAAAGUCAUAGAUCAGUGAACUUGGCCUAGACAUAAAGUCAUAGAUCAGUGAACUUGGCCUAGACAUAAAGUCAUAGAUCAGUGAACUUGGCCUAGACAUAAAGUCAUAGAUCAGUGAACUUGGCCUAGACAUAAAGUCAUAGAUCAGUGAACUUGGCCUAGACAUAAAGUCAUAUAAACACUGUAUUAUUCCAGUAUGACUGCAAGAUUGUUUAUGGAUUAUAAAACAAAGUAAACAUACCUCAUUAAGAUAUGUAUGUUCACAAUAUGAACACUCCACUCUAAUAAGAUAUGUAUGUUCACAAUAUGAACACUCCACUCUAAUAAGAUAUGUAUGUUCACAAUAUGAACACUCCACUCUAAUAAGAUAUGUAUGUUCACAAUAUGAACACUCCACUCUAAUAAGAUAUGUAUGUUCACAAUAUGAACACUCCACUCUAAUAAGAUAUGUAUGUUCACAAUAUGAACACUCCACUCUAAUAAGAUAUGUAUGUUCACAAUAUGAACACUCCACUCUAAUAAGAUAUGUAUGUUCACAAUAUGAACACUCCACUCUAAUAAGAUAUGUAUGUUCACAAUAUGAACACUCCACUCUAAUAAGAUAUGUAUGUUCACAAUAUGAACACUCCACUCUAAUAAGAUAUGUAUGUUCACAAUAUGAACACUCCACUCUAAUAAGAUAUGUUUCAUCAUAAUGAACCGUGCCUAAUUAAUGACAUGUGUUUGGUCACAUUAUUAACAGUGCCACUCUAUGAGAUGUGUGGUCACAUAAUGAACAGUGCCACUCUAUGAGAUGUGUUUGGUCACAAUAUGAAUAGUGCCACUCUAUGAGAUGUGUUUGGUCACAAUUUGAACUGUGGCACUCUAUGAGAUGUGUUUGGUCACAAUUUGAACUGUGGCACUCUAUGAGAUGUGUUUGGUCACAAUUUGAACUGUGGCACUCUAUGAGAUGUGUUUGGUCACAAUAUGAAUAGUGCCACUCUAUGAGAUGUGUUUGGUCACAAUUUGAACUGUGGCACUCUAAUGACAUGCUAUUUGUGCAUUACUGGAAAAAAUCUCUAUUCACCAUGUAUUAAGCUGUUGAAGAUAUUGAAAGGCCUUGACAUUGAUAAAAUGUUAUUUUUCCACCUUGCAGAACUUCCACAUCAUUUACUAUGCACUCAAGCUAACUGUGAUACCAGUCAGUCCCAAAUCUAAAGUCAACUGAGAGAUCAUUUAGUAAGUCACAUAUGUAAGUCAACUAAGAGAUCUUUAAGUAAGUCAGAUAUCUAAAACUAAAGUCAACUCAAAGAUCAUUAAGUAAGUCAAAUAUCUAAAUCUAAAGUCAACUCAAAGAUCAUUAAGUAAGUCAGCUAUCUAAAUCUAAAGUCAACUAAGAGAUCAUUAAGUAAGUCAGCUAUCUAAAUCUAAAGUCAACUAAGAGAUCAUUAAGUUAGUCAAAUAUCUAAAUCUAAAGUCAACUAAGAGAUCUGUAAGUAAGUCACAUAUAUGUUUACUAAGAGAUCAUUAUGUUAAUCAUAUUCUAAAAAAAUUCCAUUUAUUGACUUCACUUGAUACCUAAUUACUUUGUCUAAUUAUAUAAUGAACAUUUUCUGUUUUUCCUUUACAGUAGAUUUUCACCAUAUGGUUUAAAUAAUUUUUUAAAAAAUCUGUUUAAAUAUUCUUUAUGUUUCAGAAAUUCAGCUUUAACAGAAUUUGCAUCAUUACCAUUUACUGUAAUAUUUCAUGAUUCCCUUUAAGUAGCUAAUUUAUUUUGAUAAGUUUGAAUUGAGAUGAUUUCAUGAACUAGAAGAACAUAGUUACCAUUUUAUCCUUUCUGUCACAUUAUAAAUCUGUUUAAGUUGACCCUUUUUGAUCUGACUAAAUGUAAAGAAUGAAAGAAUUCACUAUGAAAUUUCACAUGGGUUAUAAUUUUUUUUUUAAUUAGCUAUCCUUUGUGUUUACCUGCAGUGAAAAAAUUAUUUGCAUUUAUUAAUAAGUACACCGCAAAUUAAUGGUUUGGUGAUACACACAAUGCUACUGAUCAAACAUUAGAGAUAAUAGUUGAUGAACUUAGUCUCAGCUCUACAGAGCAUUCAGCUUGUAUUUAUCUUUUUUUUUCUUUUUUUAAAUUGUUUGUUGGAAUCCAUUUUUUUAUUGUUGUAGUCUCUCAAUCCAUCAGCUCUUUCAAAAGCUGAGUAAUCAACCAUUUUUAAGAUUGUAAGUUUAAAUCGUUAGGAAUUAACAUAUUAUACACAUUUUCAGUUAAACUAUUAAUUGACUGAAGCAUAUUCUCUCAGAUUCUCUAUGCCGUAACUGUAACUAGUUGAAUCAAGCCCUCUCUUUCAACUGAACCAGUAACUCAACUUUUUGUAAUACCUAUAUCUACUUUUUCAACCCCCCUUUUUCAUGUAAAUUUUUUUAUCACAUUUGUCAUAAGAUUUUUAAAUCAGUAUUGCAUUUGAAAAGGGGCUUUGCAGUUUCCAACUUGCCAUGUGUUGCUUUGAGAAGCCAGUGUGAUUCCAGUUAUUUAAUCCUAAACUUUAGGAUCACCAGUUGCAUCAGAACAAUAAUGGGAAGGCCUAGCCGUGAUCUCAGGUCUUGUUAGUCCUGUGUACGCCACUUGCGUUAGGAUGACUGAACAUUUCUAACAGUCCUGUGUUUACUAUGUUUGACAGGAUGAGUGAAUGUUUGAUACGGUUGAAAUUCUGGUUGUUUCUCAAGCAAUGAAAAUCAAGUCAAGGCGCAAUAAAUCUCAAGGCAUUUAUUGCCCAAAAGGACUUUGCUUUGAACAUGGUGUGUGGUGAGAAAUCUUGGAAACUUAUUUUUAAAAUAAGCGUAGGUCAGAGGUCAGCUCCCCUAACAAAUAUCUAAACAGGUUUGAGAGAAACUUUCUUUCCUUAAUCAGAAGUUCCAUGUACACAUUUAAUCAGCAAAUGUGUGCAUCUGUCAGCCCUAAGGUUAACAUUUUGUUUUUAACUAUGUGUGCAUCUGUCAGCCCUAAGGUUAACAUUUUGUUUUUAACUAUGUGUGCAUCUGUCAGCCCUAAGGUUAACAUUUUGUUGUUAGCUGUGUGGAUCUGUCAGCCUUAAGGUUAACAUUUUGUUGUUAGCUGUGUGGAUCUAUCAGCCCUAAGGUUAACAUUUUGUUGUUAGCUGUAUGUUUAUCUAUUCAAGUCUUUAAUCUUAUUCUUUAGAACUCUUACUUUUAUGUACUACAAUGUAUCUAUGUUUAGUUGUGACAGAUCAUAUUGUAUUGUCUAUUGGUAAAUGACAUACGUGACAAGUAGACCAAAUUUAAUAUAUGAAUUUAUCUUUAAAUAGCAAAUAAUGGUGCAUUUUUUGUGGACACUAACUUUUUGGGAAAGAUAAUGAAGUCUUAUGACGUGGCAUUUGUCAAUGUUGGACACAGUAAAUGUGCAUCAUGUCGUCUGAUGCCUCCAGCAUUUGUACAUGUCUUAUGAUGUGGCAUUUGUCAAUAUUGGACACAGUAAAUGUGCAUCAUGUCGUCUGAUGCCUCCAGCAUUUGUACAUGUUUCAUUUGGUAACUGUUCAUUCUUCUAUUGAAAUGUUUCCCCAUGUUGCUGGCUACUGAAAUCAUGUUGACAACACCCUUACAAAAUGUUUAGACUUCAUGUGUAGAACUGGUUGGCCCACAAUACACAUUCAUAAUGUGUUAGCUAAGCAAAAUACAUGUACUUCAAAUGAAUAAUCCCUUGUAGCUAGUAUUUAGAGUGUAGAUUUUUAUGGAUAAGUUGCAUGCAAAGAAAAGUAAUUUAAAAUUCAAAUUGAUGCAUAUGUUUUGUUUAAAAAGAUUAACAACCUCAUUUUCUUGUAGCUAUAACUUGAAUGUAAUAGUGGAAUGUCAGCAGACUUUGUAGCUAUUACUUGAAUGUUAUUGUUAGAUGUUGUUUCGUUAAUUUCUAAACCAGUUGGUUACUUCCAGAUGUUGUCUUUGAAUGAUUCGUUUUGUAGACAAGAUGCAAACUGUACAGACACUGUCAUUAAAAUCCAG
Lymnaea stagnalis (great pond snail) is the source of this 14841-nucleotide messenger RNA. The record is from the annotation of a GenBank genome assembly. NCBI's taxonomy places the organism in Eukaryota, Metazoa, Mollusca, Gastropoda, Lymnaeidae.